GUUAGCAGUAUGGAGAGAGGACUCCGUAGUAACUAUUUGACUAGUAAUUUGUUAAUUAAUAGUGUGUAGCCUGGAACAGUCACUGCCUGUCUGUUCCCUCACUGUCAACAAUCAUCUCCCCUCUUCUCUCUCCAUCUUCCCCAGUAAUUCUCUCCAACUUAUUACCACACCACAUACUUCUCCCGCAUCUACACAUCUAUACACAACACACACACACACAAACAAAGACAAAAAAAAAAGAGUAAACAAUGUCUCUCCGUACCCUCCCCGGGGUCCUCCUCCGCCGCAGCUACGGCACCGUGCAAUCCACUUCCCCCAGUGCCGCCGCCAUCGCCAGCCGUAUCCCACCUGCUCUGCGUGAAGCCACUGCCGCCACGGCACCACGCACCAACUGGACCCGCGAAGAGAUUCAACAGAUUUACGAGACGCCCUUGAACCAACUUACCUAUGCCGCUGCAGCAGUCCACCGCCGCUUCCACGACCCCAGCGCCAUCCAAAUGUGCACACUAAUGAACAUCAAAACGGGCGGCUGCAGCGAAGACUGCUCCUACUGCGCACAAUCCUCCCGCUACCAAACGGGUCUAAAAGCCACCAAGAUGUCCCCAGUCGACGAAGUCCUCGAAGCCGCCCGGAUUGCCAAAUCCAACGGCAGCACACGGUUCUGCAUGGGCGCCGCCUGGCGCGACAUGCGCGGCCGCAAGACUAGCCUCAAGAACAUCACAUCCAUGGUCUCUGGAGUUCGGGGCAUGGGGAUGGAAGUCUGCGUUACACUCGGAAUGAUCGACGAAGCACAAGCCAAGGAACUUAAAGACGCGGGACUCACGGCGUACAACCAUAACCUGGAUACAUCAAGGGAGUUUUAUCCGGAGAUUAUCACGACGAGGUCGUACGAUGAGAGACUGAAGACGUUGGAAAAUGUGCGGGAUGCCGGCAUUAAUGUCUGCUCCGGUGGAAUUUUGGGUCUGGGUGAGAAGGAUGAGGAUCGCGUGGGGCUGAUUUAUACGAUGUCGGGGUUGGAGAAGCAUCCGGAGAGUUUCCCGGUUAAUGCUCUUGUGCCGAUUCCCGGAACGCCGCUUGGCGAGAGGAAGAUGAUUUCGUUUGAUAAGAUUCUUAGGACGGUCGCUACCGCGAGAGUGGUCAUGCCGGCUACCAUUGUGAGACUUGCUGCGGGUAGAAUUUCGUUGAGUGAGGAGCAGCAGGUUGCUUGUUUUAUGGCGGGAGCUAAUGCCGUUUUUACGGGCGAGAAGAUGCUUACGACCGAGUGUAAUGGAUGGGAUGAGGAUAGGGCCAUGUUUGAGAAGUGGGGUUUCUAUCCCAUGAAGAGCUUUGAGGGGGAGCAUGUUAAGGAUGAGGUCAAGGUCAAGGAGGUCGAGGGGACUGCGCAGGCCGCGGUUAGUGCGUAAAUAGUUAGAUGAAUUAAGAUGAUUAUAUUGGUUCAAGAGUUUGUAUUUGAAUAGCACCAUG
Messenger RNA from Aspergillus welwitschiae, 1464 nucleotides. RefSeq names its product biotin synthase. Lineage: Eukaryota; Fungi; Ascomycota; Eurotiomycetes; Eurotiales; Aspergillaceae. Gene Ontology annotation, biological process: biotin biosynthetic process. The record is from RefSeq and is a predicted model, not a curated record. Bases 249 to 1403 code for a protein of 384 amino acids. Gene Ontology annotation, molecular function: biotin synthase activity; 2 iron, 2 sulfur cluster binding. Gene Ontology annotation, cellular component: mitochondrion. The transcript has 2 exons.